Messenger RNA from Hippopotamus amphibius kiboko, 2438 nucleotides. RefSeq names its product RAR related orphan receptor B (gene RORB). Gene Ontology annotation, biological process: regulation of transcription by RNA polymerase II. Lineage: Eukaryota; Metazoa; Chordata; Mammalia; Artiodactyla; Hippopotamidae. The coding region runs from base 364 to 1743 and encodes 459 amino acids. Gene Ontology annotation, cellular component: nucleus. The record is from RefSeq and is a predicted model, not a curated record. The transcript has 10 exons. Gene Ontology annotation, molecular function: RNA polymerase II cis-regulatory region sequence-specific DNA binding; nuclear receptor activity; zinc ion binding.
AGCCGGAGGCGGUGGCAUUUUUAAAAAGCAAGCACAUUGGAGAGAAAGAAAAAAAGAAAAACAAAAGCAAAACAAAACCCAGGCACCAGCCAGCCAGCACAUUUUUUUCACCCCUCCUGAAAACAAACAACCAACCAAACAACCAUCAAAACAGUCACCACCACCAUCAUCAAAACUAACAUAGCAGCGGCGGCGGCAAACGUCACCCUCCGGCCACGGCGUCCACCUGAAGGGAUGGUUUUCUCGGCGGAGCAGCUCUUCGCCGACUGCCUUCUUCACUCGUGCUGAGCGGGAUUUUUGGGCUCUCCGGGUUCGGGCUGGGAGCAGCUUCAUGACUACGCGGAGCGGGAGAGCGGCUACACCAUGCGAGCACAAAUUGAAGUGAUACCAUGCAAAAUUUGUGGCGAUAAGUCCUCUGGGAUCCACUACGGAGUCAUCACAUGUGAAGGCUGCAAGGGAUUCUUUAGGAGGAGCCAACAGAACAAUGCCUCUUACUCCUGCCCGAGGCAGAGAAACUGUUUAAUUGACAGAACCAACAGAAACCGUUGCCAACACUGCCGACUGCAGAAGUGUCUUGCCCUAGGAAUGUCAAGAGAUGCUGUGAAGUUUGGGAGGAUGUCCAAGAAGCAAAGGGACAGCCUGUACGCUGAGGUGCAGAAGCACCAGCAGCGGCUGCAGGAGCAGCGGCAGCAGCAGAGUGGGGAGGCGGAAGCCCUCGCCAGGGUGUAUAGCAGCAGCGUCAGCAGCGGCCUCAGCAGCCUGAGCAACGAGGCCAGUGGCCCUUAUGCCAACGGACACGUCAUUGACCUGCCCAAGUCCGAGGGUUAUUACAACAUGGAUUCUGGCCAGCCGUCCCCUGAUCAGUCCGGACUUGACAUGACUGGAAUCAAACAGAUAAAGCAAGAACCUAUCUAUGACCUCACAUCCGUACCCAACUUGUUUACCUAUAGCUCUUUCAACAAUGGGCAGUUAGCACCAGGAAUAGCGAUGGCUGAAAUCGAUCGAAUUGCACAGAACAUCAUUAAGUCCCAUUUGGAGACAUGUCAGUACACCAUGGAGGAGCUACACCAGCUGGCAUGGCAGACCCACACCUAUGAAGAAAUUAAAGCGUAUCAAAGCAAGUCCAGGGAAGCACUGUGGCAGCAGUGUGCCAUCCAGAUCACUCACGCCAUCCAAUAUGUGGUAGAGUUUGCAAAGCGAAUAACAGGCUUCAUGGAACUCUGUCAAAAUGAUCAAAUCCUACUUCUGAAGUCAGGUUGCUUGGAAGUGGUUUUAGUGAGAAUGUGCCGUGCCUUCAACCCAUUAAACAACACUGUUCUGUUUGAAGGAAAAUAUGGAGGAAUGCAGAUGUUCAAGGCCUUAGGUUCUGAUGACCUAGUGAAUGAAGCAUUUGACUUUGCAAAGAACUUGUGUUCCUUGCAGCUGACUGAGGAAGAGAUUGCUUUGUUCUCCUCUGCUGUUCUGAUAUCUCCAGACCGAGCCUGGCUGAUAGAACCAAGGAAGGUCCAGAAGCUUCAGGAAAAAAUUUAUUUUGCACUUCAGCAUGUGAUUCAGAAGAAUCACCUGGAUGAUGAGACCUUGGCGAAGUUAAUAGCCAAGAUACCAACCAUCACGGCAGUUUGCAACUUGCAUGGGGAGAAGCUGCAGGUAUUUAAGCAAUCGCAUCCAGACAUAGUGAAUACACUCUUUCCUCCGUUAUACAAGGAGCUCUUUAAUCCUGACUGUGCCACCGUCUGCAAAUGAAGGCGAGGAGCGAACUGUUUCAUAGUCAUGGAAUGCAUCACCAUUAAGACAAAAGCAAUGUGUUCAUAAAGACUUAAGGAAAAUGUCACUACUGCAACAUUAGGAAUGUCCUGCACUUACUUAACAGAAUUAUUUUUCACCGCUACAGUUUGAAGAAUGUAAAUAUGCACCUGAGUGGGGCUCUUUUAUUUGUUUGUUUGUUUUUGAAAUGACCAUAAAUAUACAAAUAGAGGACACUGGGUGUUAUCUUUUUUUAAUUUUAUUCAGGUAUGUUUGGGGAGACAACUGUUUAUAGAAUUUUAUUGUAGAUAUAUACGAGAACAGAGCAGUACUUUACAUGAUUACUUUUCCUGUUGAUUGUUCAAAUAUAAUUUAAGAAAAUUCCACUUAAUAGGCUUAACGAUUUCUAUGUUUUUAGAUAGUUGAUGCAUGUGUAAAUUUGUAGCUGUCUUGGAAAGCACUGUGUGUGUAUGUAAUAAGUAUAUAAUAUCUGAGAAUAUUAUAUAUGACUAUUACUUAUACAUGCACAUGCACUGUGGCUUAAAAUACCAUACCUACUAGCAAAGGAGGUUCAGUCAGGCGCUCUUAUGUUAUUUACCUUCUGUGUUAUAUGUUAACUUUAUGUUAGACAAUCAGGAUUUUGUUUUCCCAGCCAGAGUUUUCAUCUAUAGUUAAUAGCAGAAUAGUACCAAUUC